Homarus americanus (American lobster) is the source of this 670-nucleotide messenger RNA. RefSeq names its product integumentary mucin C.1-like. Lineage: Eukaryota; Metazoa; Arthropoda; Malacostraca; Decapoda; Nephropidae. The annotation marks the transcript as partial. The transcript is spliced from 2 exons. The record is from RefSeq and is a predicted model, not a curated record.
ACUAAAAAAAAUCAUAUCAUACCCCUACACACAAUCGUUCUCUCAUGACCAUUACAGGUAACGUGCAGCUGUCAAGACCCCAGCCAGAAUAUCAGCAUUAUAAAUGUGACCAUCCCCAUGAUGACUUCUUCCACAUGGACGAUUCCUUCCAUGACGACGACUCCUUCAACUGUGAACACUCCUUCCACUACGACGACUCCUUCAACUGUGAACACUCCUUCCACUACGACGACUCCUUCCACUACGACGACUCUUUCCACGACGACGACUCCUUCCACUACCAUGACUCCUUCCACUGUGAACGCUCUUUCCACUACGACUCCUUCCACUACGAUGACUCCUUCCACUACCAUGACUCCUUCCACUGCGAACACUCCUUCCACUACGACGACUCCUUCCACUACCAUGACUCCUUCCACUGCGAACACUCCUUCCACUGCGAACAAUCCUUCCACUACCAUGACUCCUUCCACUGGAACGCCUGGGGAGAAGCAAAGUACCAGCAAUUCUGAGGAAGUACACCCUGCUGGGAACCGAAUACCGCCUAUUAUCCUUGAUGAGACGCUGGACGUGCCUGCGGUGCCCUAUUGGGUGAACUCGACCCUCUUCUACGAAUGCCCCUUUGGAAGUGUGCUUCAAACAGUGGGCACUUCGCUUGUCUGUCGAAUAG